AUGCCUUCUCUUCCUGUCAUCGACUUCUCAGUUUACUACAAUGGUAGUGAGCCAGAAAAGGCCCAGUUAGCCUCAACCAUUGCCUCUGAGCUCCGUAAACAUGGAGCCAUGCGCCUGAUCAACACAAGGAUUCCGUCAGAGAAGAUUGCCGAAGGCUUCGAAUGGGGCAAAAAGUUCUUUACUCAGCUUCCUGCAGCGGAAAAGGAGGCUAUCCCGAAUGAACGCAACGCCAAUCCUCAGCGAGGAUGGAGUUAUGUUGGAUCAGAGAACACUUCGAAGCUUGACAUGGUGGAAAACGAGGGCCUCGAAGAUGAAAAGGAACACUUUGACCACAGCUCUGCAGCAGACACAGAGUUCCCUAGCAAGUGGCCGGCUGAAUCCAGCAUCCCAGGGUUCCGGGACUACAUGGAAGACUUUCUGCAGCGAUGCCACGUCGUGGGCCGCGAGGUCAUGGCCAACCUGGAGCAGGGUCUUGGUCUCGCUCCAGGAGACCUCGUCAGCCGCUGCUGCACUACGCCCGUCAUUGACGAGCUUCGCAUGAACUACUACGCGCCCAUCUCCACGCAGAAGCUCAACACAGGCAAGUAUCGCCGUGCCUGGCCACACACGGACUUUGGCAUGAUUACAUUGCUCUUCCAAGACGACGCGGGCGGCUUGGAAGUAGAGGACCGCUACAGCUCCAAGCCGGACACAUUCAUCCCACUCCCUCAUGAGCAUCCUACCGAGAUGCUUGUGUAUGUGAGCAACAGUCUUGAACACCUAACCAACGGGUACCUCAAAGCUGGGCUGCACCAGGUGGCGACGCCGAUUGGGAUGCAGGACGUGGCGAACGGCACCUUGCCCGAGCGUCAGUCGAUUGCUUGUUUCCUCAAGCCCCAUCGACAUGUAAAUGUUGGGCCUAUGAAGCAAUUUGUCACGGCGGAGAGGCCAAAGGUCUUUGAUGAUUUGACGGGCUUGGAGCUUCAUCGGAUUCGUGUUGGAAAGCUCUAUGGAGCUCCUAUUGAGACACAAUGAAAGAAAGCAGUUGAUAUAUGGAUCACUGGACAGUUUGCUUGGUUGUUUGUGUGUUUUCACGAUAGCUAGAAGCCAGGAUAAAAGCCAAUGAUAUGUAGAUAGCCCGUAUACAUGUUGUCGAGAUUGUUUUGUUCAUUCUACGAUUCUCUAUCAGAGAGGGCGGCAGCUUCGAUCAUCGUCAAUGUCUAGUGUUCCGAUUCGGUGGGUUUUCUAAUCUCAAUUAGCUUCGUUUGCCACUGUUAAAUGGCGUGCCCGAAUAUUGGUCCGCCACUCAGCAAGAAUGUUUGCUCAUUACGCGGAUACAGUUGAAAAGUUUGCUUUUCAGUGCUGGUUUUGCUGCCGGCAAUUUGUCCAUCAAGCUAUUUACGCCACUGCUCUUCGCUUAGCGUCUUAGAGAGAGAGAAAUCUGCAAGUUUAGUGUAAUUACGCGAUUUGGUCCUUCUUUUGGGGGGGGAUGCAGCUCGAGAGACGGACCUGCACUGGCGACCGUGUUCCAGACCGUGUCAGCCAGCAGCUGCCGCUUAGUUGCAUAUUUUGUUCCCGG
Messenger RNA from [Torrubiella] hemipterigena, 1558 nucleotides. The record is from the annotation of a GenBank genome assembly. Lineage: Eukaryota; Fungi; Ascomycota; Sordariomycetes; Hypocreales; Clavicipitaceae.